AUGGAAUCUCUUGUUUCUGCAAACACCAAAUUUUGCUUUGAUCUUUUCCAAGAGUUAAGCAAAAAUGAUCGUCUUAAAAAUAUGUUUUUCUGUCCUCUGAGCAUCUCAGCUGCCCUUGGUAUGAUCCGCCUAGGGGCUAGAAGUGAUAGCGCCCGUCAAAUCGAUGAGGUACUACACUUCAAUGAACUUUCCCAGAGUGAAAGCAAGGAACCUGACCCUUGUCUGAAAAGAAAUAAACUAGAAGUGCCCGCUGACAGCUCUCUGGAAGGGGAAGAAAAUACAAAGGGGUCUCUUAAUCUUCAGGCCAAGUCCUCAAAGGAUGAGAAUCAACUUCUCAGCUGCUACUUUGAGCAACUUCUCUCCAAAUUAGACAGGAUCAGAACUGAUUACACCCUGAGUAUUGCCAACAGACUCUAUGGAGAGCAAGAAUUCCCAGUCUGUCCGGAGUUCUUAGAGGCUGUGAUUAAAUUUUACCAUACAACUAUUGAAAGUGUUGAUUUCCGGAAAGAGACUGAAAAAUCCAGGCAAGAGAUCAACUUCUGGGUUGAAUCUCAAAGUCAAGGUAAAAUCAAGGAACUCUUCAGCAAAGACACUAUCAGUGAGGCAACUGUGCUGGUACUGGUGAAUGCUGUCUACUUCAAGGCCAAGUGGGAAAAGCAUUUUGAUUGUGAAAACACAGUCGACGCACCUUUCUCUCUUACCGAGAGUGAAAAGAAGAAUGUGAAGAUGAUGCAUCAAAAAGGUCUAUUUAGAAUUGGCUUCAUAGAGGAGCUGAAGGCACAGAUUCUUGAAAUGAAAUAUACCAAGGGGAAGCUCAGCAUGUUUGUCCUGCUGCCGACUUGCUCUGAAGAUAAUGUGAAGGCUCUGGAGGAGCUUGAAAGGAAAAUCACCCAUGAAAAAAUAGAGGCUUGGAGCAGCUCAGAAAACAUGUCAGAAGAAACAGUAGCCCUCUCCUUCCCCCAGUUCAUCCUGGAAGACAGCUACAAUCUCAAUGCCAUUCUACAAGACAUGGGCAUUAAGGAUAUAUUUGAUGAAACGAAGGCCAACCUUACUGGAAUCUCUCCAAGUCCCAAUCUGUACUUGUCAAAAGUUGUCCACAAGACCUUUGUGGAGGUGGAUGAGUAUGGCACACAGGCAGCUGCAGCCACUGGGGCUGUCGGCAUGGCAAAGUCAAUGCCACGUUGCAUUGAAUUUAAUGCUGACCAUCCUUUUCUCUUUUUCGUCAAACAUAACAAAACACAAACCAUUCUCUUCUAUGGCAGGGUCUGUUGUCCUUGA
Molecule: messenger RNA, 1278 nt
Organism: Tupaia belangeri chinensis (Chinese tree shrew)
Lineage: Eukaryota; Metazoa; Chordata; Mammalia; Scandentia; Tupaiidae
Gene: SERPINB12
Product: serpin family B member 12
Exons: 7
Coding region: 1-1278 (425 amino acids)
Biological process (GO): negative regulation of endopeptidase activity
Molecular function (GO): serine-type endopeptidase inhibitor activity
Source: RefSeq, a predicted model, not a curated record